AUGGGCAUGGAAAUCAACACAAUACAAAGGUUCAGAAGCUCACUGAAUUGUUCGGAAGAAAAGCCUGACAGGGAGUACAAUAGCCUUCCUCAUCCGUUAUCCCCAGAAAAAGACGAAAACAUGCAAUUAAAGGAUUUGGCCCCCAGCAACCUACCCACAAAGGAGCAGCACAGGCUGUUUUAUGGGGCAAUCUCAGCCGUCUGCCUGGGCACAGGAGGAGUAAGAGCCACUGUGUGUCUGCCAGGAGCUUACAGCCUUCAGGACAAUGGAUCAUAGAAACAAAUGACUUUAUUUAACGGAGAGGUAGCAAGACCUGCAGAUAUUCCCUCCACUCGUUCACUUCCUGAAUGCCCAGAACAAGUUGCAGAAGCCAUGAGUCCAGAAUGCGUUCUGGUCUCCCACAGCAUCCCAACGAUCAUGCUAAGUAGUACAGACGAGAAGUCUCAGGCACAGAGAGCAUUACUUCCGAGUAAAGCUGCCAAAUUUUCUCAUCACAACGGAGAUGUAACAAGCUGGUUAGACCACGCCAAGGGAAAAAAAAAAAAAGGUGGCCAUUACAGUGUGCUCCACAUGGAACACACAAAAUGUUUCUUCACCUUCUUCCCUCUCCUUUAUUACUGGAAAUCUGCUGCACUGUCUGUGAUGGUUGCUGGCUUUGCUGAGACACACCAGAAACGCUUCCCUCCUAGGGAGAAACACCUUUCAGGCAAAAUUGUCAUGAUUUCCUCCAUGCCCUGCAUCCAUCUGGUUCUUCAGGAUGCCUUUGUUGGAGUGGCUGAAACUCUGGUAAACCUUGCCUUUUCUAUGAUAUCGUCCAGAUAUGUUCCCAACACCAUCAGAAAACUUUCUAUGAAUGUUUCGACCCUACUCAAUGGAGUUGGUUGUUUAACAGGUGCACCUGUGAAGCUGGUUUAUCUCAUUUCAGAAGGCAAUUGGUUUCCAAACACAUUAAACAAAAGCAAUUUAGGAACCCUCCUCUUGGUGUCAUUAACGUUGCUGAAUGUCCUGGGACUGGAGUUUUCACUCAGAUAUUGUAAUCUAAAUCAUUUUAAUGCCCAGAACAUCCGUGGAAGUAAUCCUGAAGAAAUGCUUCUUCUGCAUGAGAAGUCUCCGAAACUUUAUGGCAGUCUGCAGGAAUUCUCAGCAAGUAUUGAUCCCUGGGAGAUGGUCCUAUGA
This is a messenger RNA of Ochotona curzoniae (black-lipped pika), 1176 nucleotides long. RefSeq names its product solute carrier family 15 member 5 (gene SLC15A5). The record is from RefSeq and is a predicted model, not a curated record. Lineage: Eukaryota; Metazoa; Chordata; Mammalia; Lagomorpha; Ochotonidae.